AUGUCCACCGCAACCAUACCCUCGGCCACAUCACUUGCUCCGACGCUCUAUGGAGUCAGCAGGCUCGUACGCACGAUGAAAGGUGCGGAUGGUCAGCCAGACAUACAGGUUGUCACGACUGUGGGUUUCCGUGAGGACAACCACAAGUUUUGGGGCACGGUCACCUUGGAAGCCCCGCAGGGAGCUGAAGAGUCACUGGAACAUCUGAAGUGGGUGACUGGCUUCCGAGGCGAGAUUGUCACGCAGACCUCCGCAAAUGAUACGCAGCUGUUGCCGUCGUUCCAAGACUGGCUGGACGGGAAGACCGAAGCGGAUUACAAUUCGAUUGGACCCGCUCUGGUGAGGGCCCUCGACCAGCUUGUGGAAAACCUCGAGGUCCGCCGGAACGAAGCGUCACAGGCAGAUCUUGGGACGAGCCGCCCAAUGGUCUUACAGGAGAUGCAGCUCGUCUACGAUACGGUACACCAGCAUCUGUGCGCCCUCCAGGCCGGCAUCAGGGAGAACGUCAAAUCGGUCACCGAGGACGUCGCGGACCUGACUGACAACGCAACUCAUCUCGGUGCGCUUGAAUCACUUGAGCUCAAAACGUUCACCGAGCUCACGGCCUACUUCCGGGAGAUGUGCGGGGCCGGACUUCCUGCGGAUCGGGCCAAGGCGGCAGACGCUGCAAGGGCGGCAUUCCAUGAAUCCUUGAAAGAGGAGUCGCUUGUGCACCGUUCCCUGGCCAGCUUUGCGGCCGCACUCUUGGAGGGGCCGGACAUUGGGUCAAUCGAGGUGGACGACGGAUCAGACGGCAGUGGUACGGAGAUCGGAGACGGCGGCGGCAGUUUGGAGGACGGGUCCGGGACCAGCGCACCCGAGACAGAGGCCGUCCCAGCCUAG
This is a messenger RNA of Dioszegia hungarica, 882 nucleotides long. RefSeq lists its product as uncharacterized. The coding region runs from base 1 to 882 and encodes 293 amino acids. The record is from RefSeq and is a predicted model, not a curated record. The transcript has 2 exons. NCBI's taxonomy places the organism in Eukaryota, Fungi, Basidiomycota, Tremellomycetes, Tremellales, Bulleribasidiaceae.